Messenger RNA from Rotaria sp. Silwood2, 603 nucleotides. The record is from the annotation of a GenBank genome assembly. NCBI's taxonomy places the organism in Eukaryota, Metazoa, Rotifera, Eurotatoria, Philodinida, Philodinidae.
AUGGGUAAUAUAUUGAAAAAGAAAUCAGUUAGAUAUGAUAAACAGUAUAAUAACAAAAUUAAAGCUAGACAUGCACAAUCAAAAAUUUUUGAUAGAGAAUAUAAAAAGAAACGUGCAUCGAUUAAAGCAAAUUAUUGUCAAAAAUUAAAACAACAAGAAGAAUUAGACAAAUCUAUUAGUUUAUCAUCGUUAAAACCAAUCGAUUUGAGAACAGAAGAAGGGAAAAAACGACGUCAUCAAAAUACUACUCGGCCGAAACAUGAAAAUGAAAACUUGAGAGAUACUAUUCGUAAACGCGAACUUGAAAAUAGACGCUUACAAUCAUUGUCAAUCUCGUAUUCAAAUUCAUUAUCAUCAUAUGAAGAAGAAAACAACAGAAAAGAAAAAGAAAAUGAUCAUGAAAUAAUUUCACCAUCAAAAUUGUUAAUCGAUAGUAUGAGUCCUGGUGCAAAAAAAAGAGCAUCACUUCGUUUGAUGGACAAAAAAAGUGAAUUAUCAAGAGGAAUAAUAACAAAUGUUAGACAAAAAUUAGGAAUUAAUCUUUCUAAUCAAUACUUUCCACCAUCAAGUCAAGCACCACAACAUCAACAACUCUUUAUUUAA